CCAGGUUCCUGUGAAUCCCUGACGGCUCUAGCGGCUCUAAGGACUCUGCGGACCUUGCCUGUCAGGUCUCCACCGCUUAUCUGACUUCUAUCCGCGGGACCCGAACCUCAAGAGAUGGCUGCCCAGUGUGUCACGAAGGUGGAGCUGAAUGUUUCCUGUGACAAUCUUUUGGACAAAGAUGUAGGGUCAAAGUCAGACCCUUUGUGUGCAUUAUUUUUGAAUACGACUGGUCAGCAGUGGUAUGAGGUUGACCGCACAGAAAGGAUUAAGAACUGCUUGAGUCCCAAAUUUUCCAAGACAUUUAUUAUUGAUUACUACUUUGAAGUGGUUCAGAAAUUGAAAUUUGGGAUUUAUGAUAUUGACAACAAAACUAUUGAUCUGAGUGAUGAUGACUUCUUAGGAGAAUGUGAAUGUACCCUUGGACAAAUUGUUUCCAGUAAGAAGCUAACUCGACCAUUAAUGCUUAAAAAUGGCAAACCUGCUGGGAAAGGAAACAUUACGAUUUCAGCUGAAGAAAUAAAGGAUAACAGAGUGGUCUUGUUUGAAAUGGAAGCAAGAAAACUGGAUAAUAAGGAUCUGUUUGGAAAGUCAGAUCCAUACCUGGAAUUCCACAAGCAGACUUCUGAUGGAAACUGGCUAAUGGUUCAUCGAACAGAGGUUAUUAAAAACAACUUGAAUCCUAUUUGGAGGCCCUUUAAAAUCUCACUUAACUCCUUGUGCUAUGGAGAUAUGGACAAAACCAUAAAGGUAGAGUGUUAUGAUUAUGACAAUGAUGGGUCACAUGAUCUCAUUGGAACUUUUCAAACCACCAUGACCAAACUAAAAGAAGCCUCAAGAAGCUCACCUAUUGAAUUUGAAUGCAUAAAUGAAAAAAAGAGACAAAAGAAAAAAAGCUACAAGAAUUCAGGUGUUAUUAGUGUGAAACAGUGUGAGAUUACAGUGGAAUGCACAUUCCUUGACUAUGUCAUGGGAGGAUGUCAGCUGAAUUUCACUGUAGGAGUGGAUUUCACUGGCUCCAAUGGCGACCCAAGAUCUCCUGACUCACUUCAUUUCAUCAGCCCCAAUGGUGUUAAUGAGUAUUUGACUGCUAUCUGGUCUGUUGGCCAGGUCAUUCAAGAUUACGACUCUGAUAAGAUGUUUCCAGCUUUUGGUUUUGGAGCUCAGAUACCUCCUCAAUGGCAGGUUUCACAUGAAUUUCCAAUGAACUUUAAUCCAUCUAAUCCCUUCUGUAAUGGAAUACAAGGCAUUAUAGAAGCAUAUCGGGCUUGCCUGCCACAGAUAAAACUUUAUGGCCCAACUAACUUUUCUCCAAUCAUAAAUCAUGUGGCUAGGUUUGCUGCCGCAGCCACUCAACAACAGACAGCUUCCCAAUAUUUUGUGCUCUUAAUCAUUACUGAUGGUGUGAUCACAGACCUUGAUGAGACCAGACAAGCUAUAGUUAAUGCUGCCAAGCUGCCUAUGUCCAUUAUCAUUGUUGGAGUGGGAGGUGCUGACUUCAGUGCCAUGGAGUUUCUGGAUGGGGAUGGUGGAAGUCUCCGUUCCCCCUCAGGCGAGGUAGCCAUCAGAGAUAUUGUCCAGUUUGUGCCUUUCAGACAAUUCCAGAACUCUCCAAAAGAAGCACUUGCUCAGUGUGUCUUGGCAGAGAUUCCCCAGCAGGUGGUGGGCUACUUCAAUACAUACAAACUCCUUCCACCCAAGAACCCAGCUACAAAAUAAAGGAGCUGUGGCUGCCUCAAGCAGAGUUCUUCUGUGUUGUGUGGAGCAAUAGAUUCAUCUGUCAACCCAAUCCAUGAAUCUGUCAUUUAAAUGUACUUUUUAAUCCCCAGCAUAUAUGAUGUAAACCUGGUUCUCUAGGGUAUCUAUUUAAAGUAUUCUUUUUAUAUACUUUUUUAGAGGAGAGUGCUGAAUUAACCUUUGCCUAAACAAUUCAGUGAUAUUGAUGAUUUAUAUUAAUUGAAGUGAAGCUAUUUACCUUAAUAGCUAGUGUGAGAAAAGCCAGUUUUUUUAGUGGUUGCUUAUUUUCUUAUGAUGAAAUGGCUGUUUUUGAACAUUUAUCAAUAGAAAGAAUUUAAAAUUGUUGGAAUGAUAUAAUUUACAGGAUGCUUUACUUUGUUAUAGGCUCUGUUUUAUAAGCUGAUGCAUCUGUCUGGUUACAAGAGCUUCUUACUAAGUUCGAUGAUAUUUGUUCCUAUAACCAUAUUAAGUGCUUUCCAUGGGAUAAAACUAACCGGAAUUUUGCUGCAGUUUAGAUACUGCACUGUUUACAAAGUAGCAUGCAUUUGCCUAAUACUUCAGGAAAAGUACUGAAUUUCUUUCAGGAGGAAAUGAACAGACCCAAUUCUUAAAAUGUACAAUCAACGAGUAAAAGGAAUCAUAUGAGAACAAGCCAUUUUAUUUGCCUUUUAACCUUUUGUUUUUACUGUGGAAUACAAUAAACAUGGUUGAGUUCAAUCUUUUCAUUGACUAUAUGUGUCAUUCAGGAUUCUCUGCAUAGAUACAGGUUACCCUAGAAUCAACAUUAUCAGAUUAUUUUAAUUAGAGGUUGUUAAAAUGAUAUGUCUGCUCAGAAAACAAGGAGGACCAAAAUAUAGAAGGAGAAGCCAGAAUUCCAUUUCCUUCUAACUAAUGAAAUAGUUUACAUAUUUAAAAAAAAGACAGUUUUUAUACUUCCCUUGCCAAGAUUCCAUCCAUUGAUUUACAUAUUUGCAUUGAUUCAUUUAAAAAUUUUUCUCCUUUUCUUAGAAUAAUGUUUUUAGUCUGAUUUCUAAACUCAUGAUAUCUGUUAUUAAUCAAAAUUAUAUUUUUAUAAGCUAGUAUUUCCUAAGUCCAAAAUGUAAUAAGCAUAAAACUUGUAGUUUAAAGAAAAAUCCAGUUGCUAUAUUAGGAUAGAGUAAAUUUAGACAAGCAUUGAAUUCUGUCCCUCUCCCCCAGGUUUUACAUUUUAGAACAUAUUACUUAGCAAGCAUUACAUUUUCUGAAUACAUUCAAUAACAUGAGGAACUGUGUACCAAGUGCUGGGCACAAUCAACUUUAAUAAUUUAGCAUUAAAAAUUGCAUAGUUAUCACGUAUCGUUAAGUGGAUGCACAUGGUGUUUUGAUGACAUGAGAAGUUUUGCCAUAGCCCACGUCUCUUGUGCUCUGGAAUGUCUGCAGAAAGUAAGCACUGGGUUUUGGCUUCUCAGAAACAGUUCAUUGCGAAGGUCUUGUUGAGAGGGAGGCUGCUUGCUUUUGUGGUUGUCUAGGUAGACAGGUAAACAGUCAGUCAUACCUUUCCACUGAGCUUGCUUGUCUCUGGACAUAUGCUGUUAACCCCAAACUACCUACUAAUCCGUUAGGUUCCUGAGCAAUCCACAAUGCUCAUUAGUCAAUCAGUCAUUUUUGACACAGAGCAUUCUUUAAUCGCUUGGAGACUUCGCUGUCUCCUCUGUCCUAAUUUCAGUUUCCCCUCAUGUACUUGAAACAGUAUGUAUGUGUUGCCAUGGUUUUCAGAAUUUUCUUCCUUAAAUGUGCCACAUAUUUAAGAGAAUGAUUUGCACCUAUUCUCAUUGUGUAGUCAGAUGGGUUGAGUGGCGGUUUUCUGCUUGAAGCGGGGGCAGGUCCGGAGCCCCACAUGCUGGCCUCCUCCCUGCUCCUUGCAGAGGGUCGCCAUCUCCAGCACCUGAGUCACCUGCAAGGGACAUGGGAAAAGCCCCGAUCCUGAGCACUCCUUGUUCUUUCUCCUUGGCCAAGUAUGAGUAUUUCUGUCUUCACUGCUGAGUUGAUUGUCCUUCAUGAUAAUAUAAACAGUUUUUUUUUUUUUACCAGAAUUGUUCUCUUCGCAACAUUGUUUUUAUUUUUCAUUCUUGGAUAGUUUCAUAUGCUAUUAUUCAUAAGAAUUAUGAUUCUACUAUGUCAGGAUAAUUGGUACCGUACUUCAGUUUUGAAUAAAAGAUUUAUAAUUUUUCUUGUACCAUUUUAUAAUGUUCUUAGAGUUUUGAUACUUCACCUCACUACAUGCUGAUAUAAUGUUUUAUAUGAAUUUUGAUCUCCAUUGUACAAGUGCCAUUGGUCUUAAAAUGGUCUAAAAAAGAAAGAACCCAAUUGACUUUCACAUUAUAUAAUCACAUAAAUAUUGGAGUGACAGUGCUCUGGGUAGAAACAUUUUCACAUGUCCUUGUCCUGGAAAAAUGCUGUUACAGCUAGCAUGGUCACAUCACUAUGGUUAAAACUGAAAUUUUGAGAUCAUAAAAUUUUUAAGUCAGAUCAGGGAUUUGUAAUUGUUCACUUUGGUGCCUUAGGCAGCCUUUCCAGAGAAAAUUUGAGGCCUCAUGCUAUUUAUGCUAUAUUUUGGCAUAAUUUGCCUUUUUCAUUAUGUAAAUUUUAUGAAAAGCCAACUUCAACAAAAUCUCUCCUCGUCUUUUUGUGUGUGAGGGUCAAAACAUAGAAAUGACACGAAAGUUAAAUCAGUUUGGUUAAGAUUAUAAGAGACUCUUGUACUUUUGUGGAUGUCAUACUUGAUAAUAAAUGUAUAUGUUACUAAUCUGUAAAUCGAUAUUAAAUAUCUUCCAUUUGAAUUCCCUUCGGAUAAAAUUUUUUUUCAUGCAAUACAGUAGUGCCUUGUUUUCAUUCUUUCUCUAAAUGUUAAU
Molecule: messenger RNA, 4625 nt
Organism: Condylura cristata (star-nosed mole)
Lineage: Eukaryota; Metazoa; Chordata; Mammalia; Eulipotyphla; Talpidae
Gene: CPNE3
Product: copine III
Exons: 16
Coding region: 115-1716 (533 amino acids)
Biological process (GO): ERBB2 signaling pathway; cellular response to calcium ion
Cellular component (GO): plasma membrane
Molecular function (GO): receptor tyrosine kinase binding; calcium-dependent phospholipid binding
Source: RefSeq, a predicted model, not a curated record